GUAGCAGCAUGUAGCAGCAUGUAGCAGCAUGUAGCAGCAUAUUACCCACCUACCUGCACAAUCCGAGGAAGCAGCCCUUGGAUCCAUUUAGCGCAUCUCCACCUUUUCUUUGACUCCUCCGAUUCAUCGUAUAUUUUUCUGAUGUGCUCUUCCUUGCCCGCGUUGCUUUCUGCUUCUGCCUUCUACUUUUAUCCCUACCAUCCCAACACUACCACCUCCCCUCAUGCAACUUUUGCAUACUGAAAAUCUUUUAUAUAUUCCAUUCAUCUAACCUAGUCAUUAAUAUUAUUUAUAACCCUCUCGCCACGUUAGAGAUACCGACUUCUCUUGUAUCGUCCCACCUCCCAACUAUCUAUCUACCUUUCACGACCUCAAUAUAUCCCGUCAUAUAGCUAUAUAUACGUCUAGUGGCGAAGACAAGAAAUUUGUUUACAAAGUUAGCUACUUGUGAACGUGAAAGAAAUAAAGACAUUUUUUGCCUAGUGGAGGAAGAAAGAGGCAUCACCUGCCGCCGCAACACUUGACGUUUUCUCUCUUGCUUCAGCAUUCCUGUUAGCUCUAGAUUAAGCGCCGAGUGCUGUGUCAGCUAGUCGUAAGACCGAUACCAAUUUACGAAGCAAUGGUCCUAACAAAGCAGAGAUCACCUCGAAACCCGGAUGAUUUUCCCACUACCCAGCUCUUCCUGCUAGCUAUCGUUCGUCUAGCCGAGCCUAUCGCCCUUACCUCUAUUUUCCCCUAUGCCUGGGCUCUCGUCAAGCGAUUCAAAGUCGGCAAUGAGCAAGAUGCCUCAUUCUACGCAGGCCUCCUUAUCUCCUCGUUUUCCCUGGCCGAAGCGUUGAUGGGCCUAUUUUGGGGCGGUCUUUCUGAUAGAAUCGGUCGCAAACCAGUUCUUCUGGUAGGAUGCAUUGGCACAAUGUUCAGCAUGGUCAUGGUUGGGUUUUCUACCAACCUUUGGCUUGCACUUGUCGGCCGAGCCCUUGGUGGACUUCUCAAUGGAAACAUUGGUGUUAUCCAGACCAUGGUGGGCGAGUUGGUCACUAAACCCGAACAUGAGCCGCGUGCCUAUUCCGUGAUGCCGUUCGUGUGGUCCAUAGGAACCAUCAUUGGGCCAGCAAUUGGAGGGAUGCUAGCAGAUCCUCAUGAGUCUUGGCCCAACACAUUUCCUCUAGGCUCGCUGUUUGCCAAUUUCCCCUACCUUCUCCCCAACCUUUGCUGCGCUGCUCUUCUACUGAUCAGUAUCGUAUUGGGAUACUUCUUGCUUGAAGAAACCCACCCUGAUAUGGUACCCCGUGUCAUGCUUCCCGAUGAUACCUAUGUCUCGGAUGAAACACCUCUUAUCGAAACGUCGGAUGCAAUCAAGCAGCCAGCUGUUGACCUGCGUUCUGAGACGUACGGUACUUUCCGGAACAGAAACAGCGUAGAGCUUAGUCGUGAUACUAUUCGCGUGAAGGAGCCGGAGAAGAAAGCCAGUCACAAUAUCUUCACCAAGCGCAUCAUGGCUCUAGUCAUCGCGCUCUCGAUCUUUACCUAUCAUUCGAUGACUUAUGAUCAUCUCCUCCCAAUUUUCUUUGAAGAUGACAAAGUUCUCAUCAGCCAUCCUCCGGAUGAGGGCUUCUUCUCCCAAUUUAACCCCCUAUAUUCACCUGGUGGCUUGGGAUUAUCGAUGCAGUCCGUGGGAUUUGUAAUGGCCGUCAAUGGAGCUAUUGCACUUUUUGUGCAGGUCUUCGUCUUUCCGUUUGCCGCUGAUAAGAUCGGUGUAUACAAGCUCUUCAUUCUUGCCACCGUCUUCCACCCACUUGCCUACGUUAUUGUCCCUGCUUUAGUCCAUUUGCCGAGCUCGCUUUUGUAUGCUGGCAUAUACUUCUGUCUGACCAUCAGGAACAUCUUAUCGAUUAUCCUAUAUCCUUUGCUUCUCAUCCUUAUCAAAGAUGCUACACCUAGCUCAUCCGUCCUUGGAAAAGUGAACGGAUUUGCAGCUAGCGCCGGUGCCACUUGCCGAAUGAUAGCUCCACCCGUCGCCGGAUAUCUUUACUCUAUUGGAUCGCAAAUAGACUGCACAGGCCUCGCAUGGUAUGGCAGUGCCUUUGUUGCUGUGAUUGGCGCUGUACAAUGCUUCUCGGUUGAACGGUAUGGAAAUAAGAAGACGGAUGAGGAGACAGGAGAAGAUGUUAAGGGAAACGGUGGCACAGUGACGAUCAUUGAAGUGGCUGAAGAUGAGCCAUGAACCAUGAAUGGUAUGGUGUCGAAACUUCGACAAAUAAUAUAGGUAUGGGAUCUGAUUGUCGUCGGCAUGGCUUGACGACUCACGAUCCAUUGAACCGGGCAUGACCUUGGAAUGAAUAUCGGCAAUGAUCUCGGCGUUAUCAGGGUGGUUUUUAGGCGUCCAGGAAAAGGGGUGGGCUUAAAACGGAGCAAGAAAAGAAAAACGAUGGUUUGGUUUUGGUAUGCAACGAUAUCCCCCUAACGCGCACUGGUAUAUGACCCAUGAUCUUCUUCGCUUUUUGGUGUGUCCAUAGGUAUUUAGCGAAGUAUUUGGUUUUGGAACGAGGCAUAUAUAGUCAGUCAGCAUAUCUUAAGUAUCUCUUAAAUAGUAAUUUAAUGGCGUUGGCAUUAAUAUUUUGGUCGUUUAAUUUUUGUUGAUUUUUAAGUUGAUGAGAUGAGCGCCUGAAACCCAGUGAUGUCCAGAUAAACUGACUGUAACGCUGUAUGAAUAUCGGGUUUCUGAGUAGAUCGUCGUCACUGGGAUCAGUUGAGCCUCAUCAAUUCUGUGGGGGUUGGAGAUCCCCCGCAAGACGCAAAACACGGGAACUAAGGUAGGUACCUAACUUUAAAAAAGAUCUUCAAUCUAAGUAUAGGUACGGUGUGCCUACCUACCUUCCUAGGUGUGUGCUACAUACAUAUAGGCAAGCCCCUUUGGGAAAGUUGGUUGGAAAAGGGUACAUAAGUAAUGGGGGAUACCUAGGAC
Messenger RNA from Hypoxylon fragiforme, 2965 nucleotides. Its product is annotated as MFS general substrate transporter. Gene Ontology annotation, biological process: transmembrane transport. The transcript is spliced from 3 exons. Bases 620 to 2224 code for a protein of 534 amino acids. Gene Ontology annotation, molecular function: transmembrane transporter activity. Lineage: Eukaryota; Fungi; Ascomycota; Sordariomycetes; Xylariales; Hypoxylaceae. The record is from RefSeq and is a predicted model, not a curated record.